GAUCAUAAGGUUGAAGUUGGCUCUUUAAUAUGCAAAUUCCACAUUAGAGGAAGAUACUUGUGAGUUGAAACCUCUGCAAUGUUCUUAAUAUCUGUAACAGAAAGAAAUGGUGUUUGGUAAAAUUGCAGAAGUGAUUUCUUCUGCAUCUAGUCAUUUAUCAUCCACUCAGUCUUCUUCUGUUCAGUAUAUGUCACCUGCAUUGUCACCUCCGAAGAGUAAAGGUUCUUCUCAUGGGCUUUUUGUGAAUUCUGGCCACAAGAGCAACUUGCGCCUGUCAUCAUCUCUCCAAGAUUUCUCCUCAUAUCAUCGGCUUGAUUUGGAAGAAGGUGAUCUUAAUGAUGGAAAUAAUAGGAGUGUUACAAAACAGCCUUUACAGAGAGACAAUGCUGGAUCAAGUUUCUCAAAGGAAAAGGCUUUUCCAGGUGGUACUUCCUUUAAGUGCCGGAAUUCAGUGAGAAUGUUCUUGGGUUUCUUGUGCCUACUUUUAUUUGCUUUCCCUUUAUAUGCAAUUUCAAUGUAUAUUUAUUCCAACCAGGCUCAAGGGGCUUCCAAAUAUUAUGUUGUACUUGAUUGUGGAAGUACUGGAACGCGAGUUUAUGUGUAUCAGGCAUCAAUUGAUCACAAGAAAGAUGGCAGCCUCCCUAUUGUCAUGAAAUCAUUCACAGAAGGUCUUUCUAGAAGACCUAGUUCACAGAGUGGACGUGCAUAUGAUCGAAUGGAGACUGAGCCUGGCUUUCAUAAAUUGGUGAACAACAGAUUUGGAUUGGAGGCUGCCAUAAACCCAUUAGUUCGGUGGGCUGAGAAGCAAAUUCCUGAGCAUGCCCAUAACACUACCUCUCUUUUCCUUUAUGCUACAGCUGGUGUUCGAAGGCUGCCGAGUGCAGAUUCAAAAUGGCUUCUAGACAAUGCUUGGUCCAUAUUAAAGAGUUCACCCUUCUUGUGCAGAAGAGAGUGGGUUAAGGUUAUCAGUGGAACAGAGGAAGCUUACUAUGGGUGGACAGCCCUCAACUAUCAGAGUCACACGUUAGGGGCCACACCUAAAAAGGCAACAUUUGGUGCACUUGACUUAGGUGGAUCAUCAUUGCAAGUUACUUUUGAGAAUGAGCAACACCAGCAUAAUGAAACAAACUUAAACCUUAGAAUUGGAGCUGUUAACCACCAUCUCAGUGCCUAUUCUCUCCCAGGAUAUGGUUUGAAUGAUGCAUUUGAUAAGUCUGUGGUUCAUCUAUUGAAGAAGCUCCAAGAUAGCCCCAAUACAAUUCUUGUUAAUGGCAAGAUAGAGAUUAAGCAUCCUUGCUUGAACUCUGGCUACAAGGAACAAUACACUUGUAUACAGUGUGUAACUAAUGACCAAGAGAAUGGGAGUCCUAUAAUUGGAGGAAAUAAAUCACAGAAAGGAGGAAAGUCUGGGAUUUCUGUGCAGCUUAUUGGUUCUCCAAAUUGGGAAGAAUGCAAUGCACUUGCAAGAGUUGCUGUAAAUUUGUCUGAAUGGUCAAAUCUAAAGCCAGGAAUUGAUUGUGAUUUGCAACCCUGUGCUCUUUCUGAUAGUCUUCCUCACCCUUAUGGCCAGUUCUAUGCCAUUUCUGGUUUUUUUGUUGUAUAUCGUUUUCUCAAUCUGUCUUCAGAUGCUGUACUUGAUGAUGUACUGGAAAAGGGUAGGGAGUUCUGUGGAAAAACUUGGGAAGUUGCAAAAAAUAGCGUCGCUCCUCAGCCCUUUAUUGAACAGUAUUGCUUUAGGGCACCAUAUAUAGUAUCAUUAUUGAGAGAGGGCUUGCACAUUUCAGAUGGUCAGAUUAUUUUUGGUUCUGGAAGUAUUACAUGGACACUAGGUGUUGUCCUGUUGGAAGCUGGAAAAUCUUUUUCAACUAGGUUGGGCCUCCACGGUUAUGAAAUACUGAAGAUGAAGAUAGAUCCAAUAUUUCUUAUUGGCAUUUUGUUAAUUUCAGUAAUUCUUCUUGCUUGUGCAUUAUCAUGCAUUUGCAAUUGGAUGCCUAGAUUUUUUUGGAAGCUAUAUCUCCCUCUUUUGUGGUGUAACAGUGCAUCCCCCUCAUCAGUUCUUAACAUCCCAUCCCCUUUCAGGCCCCAGCGCCGGAGUCCUAUCAGUGAAGGAGAUGAAAGAGUUAAGACACCUCUAAGUCCUACAGUUAGUGGCUACCGGGAAAGACCCUUUAGCUUGGGACAUGGUCUUGGUGGCAGCAGCAUCCAACUCAUGGUGUCUUCCUCGUACGCACCAACUAGUAGAGAUUCACAUAUUUAUUCCUCAAAAAGCUUGGGAGAGAUGCAGGCUGACAGUAGCAGCUUGGGUUCCUUCUGGUCCACUCAUAGAACUCAGAUGGGUUUGCAAAGUAGGCGUUCACAAUCACGAGAAGACCUGAAUUCGUCUCUAGCUGAAGCACACAUGGUGAAGGUUUAGGGAGUGCUCGUCAGAAGUUUUGUUAUGCUUAUUUCUCUCUUCACCAAAUUACAUUUUCCAUCUAGGAAAAGAACCUGAAAAUAUCUCUCUAAAGUUUUUACUUAGUAUUCAAUUCUAGAAAUUCAUUUUGUACCAUACAAGAUUUCAGUUGAGAAAGUAAGUUGACACAUCUAAUCUUUCAUACUUCAAAUUUGUAACUAGCUUCCAAAGGACAGGACAAUAUCGUUCCAUGCAUUUCCUGACUUCACAAUUGUAGUGUCUAACAUUCUAUUAAUACAUUCAUCUGUAAACA
Rubroshorea leprosula is the source of this 2705-nucleotide messenger RNA. Lineage: Eukaryota; Viridiplantae; Streptophyta; Magnoliopsida; Malvales; Dipterocarpaceae. The record is from the annotation of a GenBank genome assembly.